Molecule: messenger RNA, 4149 nt
Organism: Helicoverpa zea (corn earworm)
Lineage: Eukaryota; Metazoa; Arthropoda; Insecta; Lepidoptera; Noctuidae
Exons: 4
Coding region: 1035-1625 (196 amino acids)
Molecular function (GO): protein serine/threonine phosphatase inhibitor activity
Source: RefSeq, a predicted model, not a curated record
GAAAGAAUAUUUCAAAUCGGGUUCCUGAGAUUAGCGCGUUCAAACAAACAAACAAACUCUUCAGCUUUAUAAUAUUAGUAUAGAUAAAGUCUUCGCCAAAAAAUUGCCUAAGUAUAUCGCUGCAAAAAUUGGGUCAUCCAUAAAUUUUUCAAGAACACUUGGAGUUCCUUCAUAAAAUAGUAUCGCCCUCGCUUUAUAUUGCCCUAAGGGGUAAUAAAAAAAUCUUAAUCGAAUGCUAUAAAAUUUAUACGCAGAAGUCUGGUAGGAUACUAAAAAGUUUAGUCAUGGAUACUUCGCCAAUACGUUUUCUGGCGAUCCUCCCACCGUGACGCAAGACGCUGACAUGCGACUAUUCGCAUUGUCGUGCUACAUUGCGAUUUAUCGUACGACCAUGUCGCAGAAUUUUUCCCCACUGGUAAAUCUGCUUUUCGCCUAAACUUUUGAUGUGUGUAGUUUGUUUUGAAAGGGUUCUGUGACAGUUCAAGUUGUAGCAAUUUUCAAAAGAGCAUCUCAUGAAGCGUUUUAUUUAUUGCGUUAAUUAUCUUCCAAAGUCAGUAGGUCUUUCUAGGCGAUAGAUUAUAAUCUUACCCGGUCGUCGACCUCAUUGCUGCGCAGUUACUAAGUCUGUUAGUAUGCUGUCUUUGUUUUUAGGGUAAUAGUGUUCUGCGGUUUUGAAGUACCUACCCAUACGUAGGUUGGUACAUAAAGUGACGACUUUUCUGGCGUGUUCUAAAUCUGUGUCAUCUUGUAAUAAAAUAAGCCAUUAUACACUCCAGUAUUGGACAGUGCUGUUGGCAAUGAUUUCCGCUGAGCUGCGGAGUUUAAUCCCGUUGGGGGAACGAUUUCCACGUUCGUGACAUGGGACAUAAUUUGGAGGAAAUAUAAUGUUCAGUUGUCAGUUUGAUAAAUCGCAGCGGAUCAGUCAUUUGAGAUUCUAACUCAGAUUAGUUCCUAUUGAAAACACUGCAAAUCAAUUACAUCUUAUCAAAAUUGUCGAAGAGACAUAUCCAGCUAGGAAUACGUCAAUAUUCAGCAUGUUCUCCAACAACAACCUGACGCGCACGCGCAGGCAUAGCGGCACCUUCGGCCCCGUCACCUCGCCCGUCAAUGUAGCUAGCUCAUGGGCGCGGAUGGCUCCCCGGGUAAACCAGCUGCGAGCUGAAGAGUGCGCCGACGUGAGCAACACGCGCGAGGUAGCGCAUGAGAGAGAGAUACACACCGCCAUGCAGAUGGGGCAGUCCUGUGAGGAUCUGACCCUGGUGGCCGGACUCGCUAAUUCACCUACUAGGAUACCUAGGUUUUCACCUGUUGUCUCCCCUUCCCCGACACGGAAAUACACGACGCGGCGGAGUUUAUCGCCCAUCGCGAUCCGCGCGUCGAGCUUCAGUCCGGUGAGCCGGCCCAACAUGCUGCCCAACAAGCGGCGCUGCGACGAGGCCGACUCGCCGCUGUCCAAGCGCAUGUGCACGUCCGACAGACUCACGCCGUCCACGCCCGGCACCCCCGACUCCGACUCCCUCGAGUGCACCUUCAGGCCGGUCUCCCCUCGAGUACAACCCAUGAACGAGUGCUCCCACGAAUCCACAGAUGUCCCCCAAAACCACAAGUCCUCCAACCCCAGCUAAUAGUUUGUUAAUCCACCACAGAAUUCACAGUUGAAGUUUUCGCGCAAAUUAUCGAAAUAUCUCUUGCCAACUUGUCCGGAUUUACUGUCCAAUUUUAUUACGUGGACGUUUAUAUUUUAUAGCGUUUAGAAUAGUAGCUUUUAUAAAAUUACCAUUAAGAUCUAAUGUUUCUCGUGGAUAGUGUUUGCGCUAAAGUUUCGACUGAAAUUCUUAAGCUACGGGUUUUAAUGGCUCUGUGAUACUGAUGCGGCUUCUAAUAUUGUACGUGGAGGUAUAGCGAGCUAUUACAAGCCCAGUAUUACUUUUCAUAGGGUUCAAAUUCGUGUAUUUGUUCCAAUACAGUAGCCUAUCACGUUGGUUCCUACGAACUUGAAAUUAUUAACGUAGUUUUAUAGGAAUGAAUUGUAAAGCGGUCUCUUAUGGCUUGGUGUUCUGCUAAAUAUCAUGUCCCAUCACUUUAGAAUAUUUUAUUAUUUUUCAAUUACCUGAAAAUGUCUAAAAUGUUGUUUUGAGGCUGGCUGGAGUCAACAACAACAAUAUAGAUUUUAUGUCGCACCACUAUUAUAUAUGAUUACCUUUAUUUAAAAGUCCUUAAAUCGAGAUUUUAUUUAGCAGCACACCAAAUAACUUGACGAGACAGACUUAAGCGAGUGCCCUAUUGUUAGCCAAAGCAUCCAAAACUUUAUUGUAAAUAUAACUAGAAGCGUUCAGUGUAUAGAACGCGUAAUGUAUAUAAUUUAUAUCGAUAAGUUAGCUUAGUGAACACUCGAAAGCGUGUAGGUAUUAAUGCAGAAGCGAUAACUUCGUAGUUAUGUUUAUAGUCAUUGGUAUUUAAAUGUAUCUCGUUCGCGUUGCGGCAAUAUGUUGCGUGCUUUUACACUUGGUAAGAAAAUAUUAAAAGGUUUUUUUUUGGUUGAUAUUGUCGAAUAUUUCUGUGAUUUCAGGUUUAUUGUCGUAAUGUGGAGUGGCUUGCAUGGUUUCUGGAACAUUAAUUGAUCAUUACACUUGUAAUCGAAUAUUUUAAUUAUUUUUUUAAUCAUCAUUACUUAAAUCAAUAGCACAAAUAAUCCUUGUUUGUUCUUAUUCUUAUAUUUUCAUAAAAUUGCAUUCAGGAGCUAUGCAAGCCGCAUUGAUGAUUGAAUUAAUCCGCCGAUCUUAAUUUAAAUUUAAGUUAUAAUGUGUUUAUAACCAAACAGUCACCAUUACUGACAAAGUGAAUGAUUAACAGUCUUAUUGUGCCACCUCAUGAAUUAGGGCAAGUACUAGUUAUAUAGGUGAACUUACAUGUUACGGUUUUGUAGAAGUGUCUUAUUUAUGCGGGUAGAAUAGGCAAAACAAGUAAAAAGAAGAUUAUUGACAUGAAAUGAUGUGAGUAACUUGUGUUUUGCUCAACGAUUUUGAAUAAUUUCAGAAGAGUGGGUAUUUGUUUAUCUUGAAAUACAUCUUGUAGUAACUAGAAUCUGUAAUUCAGCUCACAUUUCUUCUUACCUAAAAAGUCGAUAAUUUUAAUUCUCACAGCUGCAAUUUCAAAUAACUCAACUACCUGCGUCAAAGACAGGCACUUCUAAACGAAUUCCGGCCAUGUUCACUCAUGUCCGUACGAUGUGCAAUAUUUAAUUUCCAUAAUAACCUCCGAACUAUCGUAACAUGUAUAACUACCGUAGAAAUAACAUCGCCUUAUCUGACUAUUUGAUAUCUUAGGAAAUGUGAUCUACAUAUUUUUAGCUCUAGAUGACCUAACUUUUGUCUACAUGGUUAUAGAUCUAUGGGAAUUGUUAUUUUAGGGACAAGGUUGUAGAAACUAUAGUUAUUCAUUAAAUCCGCAUUGAUGGAGAGUUAUGGCAACAUUUUAUAGAAGCAAAUAAAUAUUUUGAGUUUGAAUUGGAUAUGGAGUUGAUGGUAUCUUGCUGGCCGAGUAUUCUGUGUAAAUUAUUUGUAUUAUUUUAUCAUAGAAUUUAAUGUAAAUUUAAAAAUGUUGCCUGUAUCAUAUCAGUCAUCAUCAUAAACAGUAGUGACAAUAGUUUUCCUUGGUUACCAUCAAUGUGGAUGCAGCAGAGCCAGUAAGCAAUUCCUGUAUCACUUGUUCUAACAGACUGGAAAUUAUAUUUUAAUUUAAUCAUAUUAUUGAUAAGACCUCCAUAUACAACUUCCCAAUAAUUUUCAUCUCAUUUACAAAAGAGUAUAAUUAUUUCUAUAUCAAUGGGCCAGAUUUUUUUUUGUGAUUAAUACAAAAUUGAUGUAUUAUAACAGUUUUCUACAAUCUAGUGAUGCUGACAUAAUUUUAAAUUGUUUUUUGGAAUACCUCACGGUUGCUAUCGUAACCCGUUCAUGCAUUUUGUUAAUAUAGUUUGUGCUAAUAUUAAGUUAGGCGAGGUAUAUGCCCACGAUAUCUUGUCCCGAGAGUACCUAUAUAUAAGUAGGUAUUGUGUCGUAAUUUUUUGUAUGUAAUUAGUCAAGACGUCAGGUUUGACUGCUGGAAAAAACUACUUUGUUUUCAAGUGUGAUUAAAUCACAACAUGAAUAA